This is a messenger RNA of Fomitopsis serialis, 1511 nucleotides long. RefSeq lists its product as uncharacterized. The record is from RefSeq and is a predicted model, not a curated record. Bases 119 to 1378 code for a protein of 419 amino acids. The transcript is spliced from 9 exons. Lineage: Eukaryota; Fungi; Basidiomycota; Agaricomycetes; Polyporales; Fomitopsidaceae.
UGGAGCCGACCAGCUGACCUUAAAGCUGGCUGCGAUGUCUUGGAUAUAGUAUGUGAGCUUAGCAUCACUCGCUCAUGCGUCCCCAAUACUAGUAGACAGUCCCACUUCUACCACAGACAUGCCACUCCAGUCGCUGAACGAAGACGCGCUCGUGAGCAUCGUGUCGUAUCUGGACGCGUCGGACGCACGUCAGCUCUCCCUGACCGCGCAUGGCGCGGUCCACGUCGUGGCCAAGCAUCAGGCCCUAACAUCGGUCGCGGUGCACUCCAUUGCCAACACGACGAGGUUCUGCAUAUAUAUCCUCACCGACAUGCCGCACCGUCUACCAGCCUUGCAUGCCUUGGAGGUCGACACGCGAUGGAUAAUGGAUGGUCCGGUCACCGAAGAAGAGCGUCUCGCUGUGGCAUCCCUCCUCGCGAACGUGCUAGAAAGGGCGAACAACCUGCGGAGGCUCGCAUUGACUGGUACAGAGGCGUGGAUACUCGACAACCGCCGCAUUACCGACGCGGUGUCCUCGAUGCGAUUCCUGUCUGAGAUCUCGUUCGAAGGUCUUGGUCGCUGCACCCUGAACAUGAUUCAUUUCUUGGCCGAGGUGUGGGUUCGACCGGAUGGGGAGUCAGCUUUAGACCUCCGCGUUCGACAUGACUUCACUCUGCCGAGCGUCACACAACUGGUCUUGAAGGGCCAUAUAUCUGAUCUCAUUCCAGCACCAAUCUACACAAGGACCUUCCCCAAUGUCCGCUAUGCUGAUCUCGGAAGUUCGAGCAAGCGAUGGGAUACUGAUGUGGUGACACUAAACUGGCCUUACUUGCAGCACGUCAAGGGUACGGCAGAAGCUCUCAGCAGUUGGGUCAACGCGGUGCCCGUGCAUCUCAUGGAGGUCACCACCCCGUUAUGGCAUUCCCCCCAUAGCCUUGUGGUCAGCGUAUCGUCAAGGCUCGGCGUGGACUUCGUCAAGGCAUCAUCGCGGUUGCGAUACCUUUCCGUCAGUCUGCACGAUAUCCGCAAUACCGCGGAUUGGGGCACUCAGUUGUAUGGAUGGUGGGAGGGAGUUUCCCCAGUAUUUGCCGAUACAGGCAUCAUAUGCCUGCAAUGGAUCUCUUCCGCCGCACCAUCCUGUGUGGAAACAUUCGGCGCCAUCAUCACUGCUGUCCCCACUCUAGCGAAGCCGUGGCGUCUCUGCCUGCGUGAAGAGAGCAAGGAGCCAGAAGACGAUCACCAGCGUGCACUCACGUACUGGUGGAGGUUGCGCGGCGCUGGCGACGAUCGUGUUGCAGAACCACUUGAUGUAGCCGUCGGGGAGCGUAUCGCUGCCUACAUGUCCUCGCCGAGUUACGAUUACACGAAGGACUUCGAUGAAACCAACUUCGAGAUGUAACUCAGCACUCAGCGGCCACCUGGAAUGGCGGGACUAGCUGUCUUAAGUUUAUGUCCGUUAUGUUCCUGGUAGCAAUCGACAUGUCGAACGUAAGUUCCGUAGUCUGAGAGGGAUGAGAUUGGCGUUCUCCGUG